This is a messenger RNA of Chroicocephalus ridibundus (black-headed gull), 1278 nucleotides long. Its product is annotated as carboxypeptidase A1-like. The coding region runs from base 19 to 1278 and encodes 419 amino acids. The record is from RefSeq and is a predicted model, not a curated record. Gene Ontology annotation, biological process: proteolysis. NCBI's taxonomy places the organism in Eukaryota, Metazoa, Chordata, Aves, Charadriiformes, Laridae. The transcript has 11 exons. Gene Ontology annotation, molecular function: metallocarboxypeptidase activity; zinc ion binding.
CCUCUGCAUCCACUCACCAUGAAGAUCCUCCUGGUUUUCGCCGCUCUCGUGGCAGCCGCCGUCAGCGAGCGGCUUUUCGUGGGGGACCAGGUCCUGCGCAUCACGGCCAGGGACGAGGAGCAGAUCGCCCUGCUCAGGGUGCUGGGCGAGCGGGCAGAGCUGCAGGUUGACUUUUGGCGUGACCCCACCAGCCCUGACCACCCAGCCGACCUCCGGGUGCCCUUCCCCAGCCUCCAAGCGGUCAAGAUCUUCUUGGAGUCCCAUAGCAUUUCCUACAGCAUCAUGAUCGAGGACGUGCAGGAAUUAUUGGAUGAGGAAAAGAAAAACAUGACGAAGUCCAGGAGGACAGAGAGAAGCAUCAGCACCUUCGAUUUUGCCUCCUACCACACGAUAGAGGAGAUCUACGACUGGAUGGACGUGUUGGUGGAUGAUCAUCCCAACCUCAUUAGCAAGAUCGAGAUCGGGCAGAGCUACGAGAACAGAUCCCUGUACGUGCUGAAGUUCAGCACCGGGGGAUCGAAUCGGCCGGCCAUCUGGCUGGACACUGGCAUCCACUCGCGGGAAUGGAUCACCCAAGCCACCGGUGUCUGGACGGCCAACAAGAUCGCUGAGGAGUAUGGCCAGGACCCCUCUGUGACCGCCAUCCUGGACAGCAUGGACAUCUUCUUUGAGAUCAUCGCCAACCCUGAUGGCUUUGUCUUCACCCACAGCUCCAACCGCCUGUGGCGCAAGACGAGGUCCGUCAACGCCGGCUCUGAUUGCAUCGGUGUAGACCCCAACCGAAACUGGAAUGCAGGCUUUGGAGGCUCCGGCUCCAGCAGCGAUCCCUGCUCCGACCUCUACCGCGGCCCCUAUGCCCACUCUGAGCGCGAAGUGAAAGCCGUCGUGGACUUCAUCCAAGGCCAUGGGAAUGUGAAAUCGGUCAUCUCCAUCCACAGCUACUCCCAGAUGCUGCUUUUCCCCUACGGCUACAAGAGAGGUCCUGCAGCCCAUCACCAGGAACUGAAUGAGUUGGCUAAAAAGGCGGUGAGGGACUUGGCUGCCAUGUAUGGGACGAAAUACUCCUACGGCAGCAUCGCGAACACCAUCUACUUGGCAGACGGCACCACCGUCGACUGGGCCUAUGACAAUGGGGUGAAAUAUUCCUUCACCUUCGAGCUGAGGGACACGGGACGCUACGGCUUCCUCCUGCCCAGCACCCAGAUCAUUCCCACCGCUACCGAGACCUGGCUGGCACUGCUGGACAUCAUGGUCCACGUCCUGGAGAAUCCAUACUGA